AUGCCUACACCACCAAAGCAGCGAAAAAUCGCCAUAGUCGGUAGUCGCUCUGUUGGAAAAUCUUCCCUUACUGUGCGCUUCGUCGAUCAUCAUUUCGUGGAGAGUUAUUACCCAACGAUAGAAAAUACGUUCAGUCGAAUUAUAAAGCAUAAAGGUCAAGAUUUCGCAACGGAAAUCGUUGACACCGCUGGCCAGGAUGAGUACAGUAUCCUGAAUUCAAAGCAUUUCAUUGGAAUUCAUGGAUAUAUGAUUGUGUAUUCCGUGGCAUCUCGCCAGUCUUUUGAUAUGGUCAACGUGAUCAGGGAUAAGAUUUUGAAUCAUCUUGGCGCAGAUUGGGUACCACUUGUAAUUGUUGGAAAUAAAAGCGAUCUAAAGGCUGAUCAGCGUCAAGUCACAUUAGAGGAAGGCCGCCAACUGAGCCAACAGUUUGAUUGUGCUUUCACAGAGGCCAGUGCUCGCCUGGACUAUAAUGUUGCGAAAUCUUUCGAUUUAAUCAUCGGUGAAAUCGAAAAGUCCCAGAAUCCCUCUCAACCGACGGGAGAUAGUAAGUGCCAUGUUAUGUAA
Messenger RNA from Talaromyces proteolyticus, 564 nucleotides. RefSeq names its product Rheb small monomeric GTPase RhbA. The record is from RefSeq and is a predicted model, not a curated record. Gene Ontology annotation, molecular function: GDP binding; GTPase activity; GTP binding. Gene Ontology annotation, cellular component: plasma membrane. Gene Ontology annotation, biological process: small GTPase-mediated signal transduction. Lineage: Eukaryota; Fungi; Ascomycota; Eurotiomycetes; Eurotiales; Trichocomaceae. Bases 1 to 564 code for a protein of 187 amino acids. The transcript is spliced from 4 exons.